UUUGUUGAAGUGAUAUUCCGCUUGGCAGAACCCCCUUUCACUUAACUUACCCAAUCGCGUUAGAUCCAAACACACACUUUCUUCAACCCAUAACGUGGGCUUCGCUUUAAAAUUUCUUCCGACUCAUGGAUCAACAGCAAUAUCUUCCAGACGUCCCUCCACAAAUACUUCACAACAACACGCUCGCUGUGCAUGGCCUUUGCUCUCCAUUCUCUGCCUGACUCUUCCUCUUGAAUGCUGUGUUCCAACUAUGUUCAAGUCAUUUUGGAACUGAUUGUCACGGAACGAGGGCCCCGUUUGUCUACUCACGUUCUCUCCUCGACUCCGCAACGAAAGCGAUGACUGUAUUCUCUUUUCGGUGUCCCACAAAAUCGGCCCCCGCAGUUUCUUCUCGGACUACCGACGGGACAGACCACUAUUUCUUUGGUAGUGCGAAAGCGAUCCAGCUAAGGCCAAAUGUCGAGUCAAUCUCAAUCUGGCAUCCCCAUCCCAGCUUCCGUUCUCAUCACGUUCUUUGGUAUGGGUGCUGGAACUGGCUGGUUUGCCCACUACAUCACCCUGAGCAUCUUCGACCGCCUUAUUCGACCUCGAUUCUUCCCAAAUCUCCCAGCGCACUACCGCAAUCGACCUGAGCCAGAGAACGACGAGUUCGAGGCCGGAGACGAAGAUCCUGUGGACGCUGGGCCCCGACGCUGGGAAUUAAUCUGACCUCGAUCUCUACAACCAAGGCGCUGUAAGUUCGAAGACUAU
Hyaloscypha bicolor E is the source of this 750-nucleotide messenger RNA. RefSeq lists its product as uncharacterized. The record is from RefSeq and is a predicted model, not a curated record. The transcript has a single exon. The annotation marks the transcript as partial. NCBI's taxonomy places the organism in Eukaryota, Fungi, Ascomycota, Leotiomycetes, Helotiales, Hyaloscyphaceae.